AUGGCUGCCAUCACUCCCAUUAUUCCACCGCCGCCAGGAGUGACCUCAAAUUUUGACCACCCAACAGAUGUUUUACGAACAGUAAACCUUGUGACGCAGUACUUGACUAUAGCAGUUGUCACAAUCUUUGUCGCGACUCGUCUCAUCAUCAAAUAUUACCGCUACUCCAGGUUUGACAUUGAGGAUUUUAAAGUUUCAUAUCAUGGCGGUGGAUACCACGCCUGGGAUGUCCCUCAACCCGAGCAACGGGAAUUCCUCAAGAUCUCAUAUGCUGUCACGAUUCUCUACGUUCCAAUGGCAUUCUCUGUGAAGGUGGCACUGCUAGCCAUCGUCAUCCGAAUCUUCAAUCCAGAUCGCAAGAAGGUUCUCGGCGUCUACAUAAUCUUGGGAGUACUCCUGUUAUAUUAUAUUCCAGCUAUCUUUUUGAAGAUUUUCUUUUGUAUACCCAUCUCGGGCUACUGGGAAGGUGCCGCAAGCGGAGCCAAAUGCUUAAACCAACAAAACUUGAUUACUGCAGACGCGGUCAUCAGUAUGGUCAGCGACUUCGCAAUUCUCGUCCUACCAUUGCCGUUGACGUGGAGCCUUCACAUUAGAAAAACCAAGAAACUGCGGGUUAUUGGCAUCUUGGGAGCCGGAGGUGUUGCCACCGCGUUCAGCGUUUGGAGGCUUGUCAUAAUGGUUGAGCAAGGCGCUUCACCCAAUUUCACUAUCGUCUUUAUUCGAAUCGUGCUCACUGGCAACGCGGAGGCUGGCAUUGGCUUGAUCUGUGCCUGUUUGCCAGUCAUAAGCUCCUUUUAUACCUAUCGCAAGAAGAGCUCAAGCGAAGUCCACCAGAGCCCCGCCCAAAGUUACGAACUCUCCAGCUGGCAGAAAAUCUCAGCGAAUGCGAAAUUCCCCCCCCGAAAUCGCGAUUAUCCGAAUCUAUCGCCAGAUCAAGCAGAGUUAAUCUGCACCGUAGAAGCGGCCACAACGCAGUCAGCUGUUGAAGACUCGGGCGCGAGCAACUGUUCUCGAGAGAAUACAAUGAAUCAUGGCGGAAUCCACAAAAGUGUUCAUGUUGUGGUUACAGGCGAAAGGGAAAAAUAUUAG
Molecule: messenger RNA, 1089 nt
Organism: Histoplasma capsulatum G186AR
Lineage: Eukaryota; Fungi; Ascomycota; Eurotiomycetes; Onygenales; Ajellomycetaceae
Exons: 4
Coding region: 1-1089 (362 amino acids)
Source: RefSeq, a predicted model, not a curated record